This is a messenger RNA of Bursaphelenchus xylophilus (pine wood nematode), 288 nucleotides long. Lineage: Eukaryota; Metazoa; Nematoda; Chromadorea; Rhabditida; Aphelenchoididae. The record is from the annotation of a GenBank genome assembly.
AUGACUCCAAGGCCAUUCAAGAGGAAGCCCGAGCCGGCAGCUGAACCAACGACUGAGUACCACAGGCCACCGGUCGUCAUUAACUUCGACGAGAGUAUUUCGGAAGAGGACAAAUCGGUCAUCCGCCGGAUUCGUCCAUCAGCAUUAUUGCGUAAAUUUAGGUUUAGGAAAAGACCCGAGCAGCAAGACGACUUCGAGUCAAACUCUCGCACAUGCGUUACCGCGCGGUCAACACAACCGCCACCGAGGACCGGCCAUUCGGAUUUCAAAAUAAUCGUCGCCCAAUGA